AUUUUUAAUAAUUCCACUAAGAUUCUCUUUUUUCUUACUCUAAUUAGAGGAACAUUAAUUACAAUCUCAUCAUCCUCAUGGCUUAGAGCUUGAAUAGGACUAGAAAUUAAUUUACUUUCAUUUAUCCCCCUAAUGAAUAGAACAAACAAUUUAUUGUCCUCAGAAACAGCUCUUAAGUACUUCUUAACACAAGCAAUUGCUUCCUCUAUCUUCUUAGUUGCAGUAAUUAUUAGUAUGUUAAAAACCAAUAUAUUUCCACAAUUAGUACUAAAUUAUAACAACCUCAUUACUACAGCUCUAUUAAUUAAAAGAGGAACCGCCCCAUUCCAUUUCUGAUUCCCGUCUGUCAUAGACGGAUUAAGAUGAACAAAUUCUCUUAUUUUAAUAACCUGACAAAAAAUUGCCCCUCUUGUUCUUGUCACAUAUAUUUAUUCUCUAAACUUAAUAAUCUUUUUUAUUAUUUCAUCCGCUCUAGUCGGAGCCUUAGGAGGCCUAAACCAAACAUCACUCCGUAAGCUUAUAGCGUUUUCAUCAAUUAAUCACUUAGGAUGAAUAUUAGCGGCUAUAGCAGAUUCUAAUAAACUUUGAUUAAUCUACUUUAUUUUCUAUGUAUUCUUAUCCACAGCAAUUAUUUUUAUAUUUAACCUAUUUAAAACUUUCCACCUAAAUCAAAUUUAUUCUCUAUCAAUUCAGUCAACAAUUUUAAAAUUUUGCCUAUUUAUUAACUUGCUAUCGUUAGGUGGUUUACCACCCUUUUUAGGAUUUUUCCCCAAAUGAAUAAUUAUUCAACAACUUUCAACCAUAAAUUAUAUAUUUAUAACCUUUGUUUUAAUUAUAUCCUCUCUAAUUACCCUAUUUUUUUAUUUACGUCUUUGUUACCCCGCUUUCCUUUUAGGAAAAACCGAACACUCAUGAAUCAAAAUUAUUCCUGUCAGAACUUUACCAAACAAAACAAGUUUGAUUUUCUCCUUCAUCUCAACUAUAGGCCUACCUUUAAUUUCCCUGUUAAUUUUUAUUUUUUAA
Hermetia illucens (black soldier fly) is the source of this 1023-nucleotide messenger RNA. NCBI's taxonomy places the organism in Eukaryota, Metazoa, Arthropoda, Insecta, Diptera, Stratiomyidae. The record is from the annotation of a RefSeq genome assembly.